AUGAGGGAAAACCAGAGCAGCGUGUCCAAAUUCCUCCUCCUGGGGCUCCCCAUCCAGCCAGAGCAGCAGGGCGUGUUCUUUGCCCUGUUCCUGGGCAUCUACUUGAUCACUGUGCUGGGCAACCUGCUCAUCCUCCUGCUCAUCAGACUGGACACUCGCCUCCACACCCCCAUGUACUUCUUCCUCAGCCACUUGGCCUUCUCUGAUGUGUUUUUCUCAUCUGUCACUGUCCCUAAGAUGCUUGUGAACAUGCAGACUCAAGAUCGAUCCAUCCCUUAUGCGGGGUGCAUAGCACAGAUGUAUUUUUUUCUACUUUUUGUUUGUCUUGACAAUUUCCUUCUUGCAGUGAUGGCUUACGACAGGUACGUGGCCAUUUGUCAGCCACUCCACUAUGCCGCCGUCAUGAGGGAGGGGUUGUGUGUCCUACUGGCAGCUGGAUCCUGGUUCGUCUCUUGUGUCCACGCCCUGUUGCAUACUGUGCUUCUGUCCCGACUGUCUUUCUGUGCAGACAAUACCAUCCCCCAUUUCUUCUGUGAUCUCGCUGCCCUCUUAAAGUUGACCUGCUCAGACACCUCCCUCAAUGAGUUAGUUAUCUUCACUGAGGGGGGCGUGUUUGCCUUCUUGCCAUUGAGUGCUAUUUUGGGCUCUUAUAUCCGCAUUGGGGCCACCAUCCUGAGGGUCCCGUCCAUCAAGCGAAUCUGCAAAACCUUGUCCACGUGUGGCUCCCACCUCUUUGUGGUAUUUUUGUACUAUGGGACUCUUGCAAUGAUUUACUUCUUUUCUUCAGCAAACAAUUCCAAAGUCAAAGACAUAGUUGCUUCAGUUAUGUAUACUGUGGUGACGCCCAUGUUAAACCCCUUUAUCUACAGCCUGAGGAACAGAGACAUGAAAUUGGCCCUGGGGAUUCUUUACAGGAAAGGGAUUAUUUUUGCCAAGUAA
Messenger RNA from Cervus elaphus (red deer), 939 nucleotides. RefSeq names its product olfactory receptor 1J4-like. Gene Ontology annotation, cellular component: membrane. Gene Ontology annotation, biological process: G protein-coupled receptor signaling pathway. Bases 1 to 939 code for a protein of 312 amino acids. The record is from RefSeq and is a predicted model, not a curated record. Gene Ontology annotation, molecular function: G protein-coupled receptor activity; olfactory receptor activity. NCBI's taxonomy places the organism in Eukaryota, Metazoa, Chordata, Mammalia, Artiodactyla, Cervidae. The transcript has a single exon.